Cheilinus undulatus (humphead wrasse) is the source of this 2027-nucleotide messenger RNA. RefSeq names its product annexin A1a (gene anxa1a). Gene Ontology annotation, cellular component: cytoplasm; plasma membrane. Lineage: Eukaryota; Metazoa; Chordata; Actinopteri; Labriformes; Labridae. The transcript is spliced from 12 exons. Gene Ontology annotation, molecular function: calcium-dependent phospholipid binding; calcium ion binding; phospholipase A2 inhibitor activity. The record is from RefSeq and is a predicted model, not a curated record. Gene Ontology annotation, biological process: negative regulation of T-helper 2 cell differentiation; insulin secretion; positive regulation of neutrophil apoptotic process. Bases 152 to 1162 code for a protein of 336 amino acids.
GCUGCACGCAGCUGUGCAGAGGAGUAUGGGUGGAUCCGUUACUUGGUGGGGUUUAUCGUGAGUAUAAAUAAACUCUCCUUGUCCCUACAAAGUCCCUGGAAACUUAGUGAGACUAACUUUACCUCUCAAAGGCCAAACGACAGACCCCACCAUGAGUCUAGUUUCAGCCUUCCUGCAGCAGACCAUUUACAUGGGCAUGCCUGAUGACUCAAUCAGUAAGAACGAGGGUACGGUGACCGCAGCACCCAACUUCAGCCCAGAUGGAGAUGCAGCAGUCUUGGAUAAGGCCAUCAAGACGAAAGGAGUGGAUGAGAACACCAUCAUUGAAAUUCUGGUGAAGAGAAGCAACGAGCAGAGGCAGCAAAUCAAAGAGGCUUACCUGAGGGCCAGCGGCAAGCCUCUGGAUUCAGCUCUUAAAAGUGCUCUGAAGGGCGAUCUUGAGGAUGUGGUGCUGGCUCUGCUUAAAACACCAGCACAGUAUGAUGCCCAGCUGCUGAAAGGAGCUAUGAAGGGCAUUGGAACAGAUGAGGAUACCCUGAUAGAGAUUAUGGCUUCCAGGACCAACAGAGAGAUCCUGGAUAUAAAGAAAGCCUACAAAGAAGAAUACAAGAAGGAUCUAGAGGACGACAUCAAAGGUGACACAAGCGGAGAUUUCAGGACUGCCCUCUUUGAACUGUGCAAGGCUGGCAGGACUGAAGGAGUCUGUGAGCAGCUGAUCGACAGCGAUGCCAGGGCGCUGUACGAGGCCGGAGAGGGGAGAAAGGGCAAAGACGCCUCUGUCUUCAUUGACAUCCUCAUCUCCAGGAGCGGCCCUCAUCUCCGCAAAGUGUUUGAGAGGUACUCAAAGUACAGCAAAGUGGAUGUUGCCAAAGCCAUCAACCUGGAGAUGAAGGGAGAUAUAGAAAGUUGUCUCACUGCAGUAGUGAAGUGUGCUGGAAGCAAGCCAGCAUUCUUUGCUGAGAAGCUCCACUUGGCCAUGAAGGAUAAAAGUCCCAAGAAAAAUCUUCUGACUCGCAUCAUGGUGAGCCGCUCUGAAAUCGACAUGAAACGGAUCAAGGACGACUACAAGAAAAACUAUGGCAAAACCCUCUACCAGGAGAUUCUUGAUGACACCAAAGGAGACUACGAGAAGAUCCUGCUUGCUCUUUGUGGGGAAAACUAAGAGCUGAUCAGUGAGAUUGAGGCUCAUCCGACUGAGGAUCCAACAGCCAGUCCAGCGGUGGAAAAGCAAUUUAAUCUCUUGACACAUAUUGUGCCCUGUGAGGACAACAGACAAAACAAGUCUCUCUCUGUGACUGUUAUGACAUUUAGUUGAUAUUUACAGCAUUUAGCAAAGAUUAUCAUGGAAUCACCGCUUCAGCAGCCCUCAGCAGCAGUGGACCAAUAUUGUCUGCAGCAGACUUAGCCUUACACACAUUUGUCCUUCGAGCAGAAGAUGAAGUCACAGUGCAGCUGCUAAGAGAUCUAUGCAGAUCACAAUUCGCCAACGUUAUUGCCGUAGCAGCAAUAGGCCUGAACCCUUGAAGGAGCAUGGAAAACCUGCAAUAAAAAGCUUUUUUAAAAACUUGUAAUUGAGAGAUGCUGUUUCUUUGCUUUUGCACAUAUCAGAUGGACAUGUAUUUGCCAUUAUACCCAAAAGAAGUUUACAAAAAAUGAAACGACAGCAGCAGUUCCAAUGUGCAAUCACUAAAUAUGAAUAAACAUGAAAAAAUAAUGGAUGACAUGUAACAAGCUAAAUUUACUACUAAGUUUUCUCCUACAGUCCUAUAAAGAUUCCUUGAGGAAUGACUGAUUUGCAUCGGUUCUGGCGCCCCCCUGUGGUCGAAGUUUGCUGGUCUUUCCUGUGCAAGUUGAAGUAGUGUUUACUGAUGAAAAAUGUCCAUGAUUUUAACAGUUAAAUGCGUCAUUCAAUAUAAAUUUUUGCUUUGAAAAAUGUAAACAGCUGUUCUGGACCAUGCGGUCAAUCUAACAUUUUACUCUGUGACAUUGUUUCCAAGUAUUAAAAAUAAUAAAGGACUAAAAAAUUG